AAAUAAAAUUUUUUAACGAAUAUUGUAAUUUUAAUUUAAUUUUUUAUUUCUUAAAAGUUUUGAAUUGUUUUGGUGAUACAGCUUGUAUUACUAAAUGUACAUUCAAAUUUAGUUCUUGAUAAUACAGGUUUAGUUAAGUGCUAAGUGACACAGUUUCCUAGCACUCGAAGGAAACUUAUUUUAUACAAAUGUAUGCCGGCCAAUAGUAAUAUUUUGCACAAGUACAAUGUUUAAUUUUACUUUCUUAGAUAAGAUAUGAAUCGGCAACUCAACUGAUCAAACGAUAGGAUUGAGAGCGGCGAACAAAUUAAUAUUUGAGGAAAUAAGAUGAUUAGUAUACUACGUUUAAUAAGUUUAAGAAGCGGGCAUGAGAAGAUAUUUCCCUUUAAAUUCAAGAGAAGUUUCUUUUCAAAUCAAUUUAAACCAUUCCAGAACAAACUUUUAGAAUUCCCUAAUAAUACUGCUGUGAUUGAUGACUUUGGAUCUUUUAAAUACAAAGAUAUAUUAUAUUCAAGUUUCUUGCUUGCCAAAAAAAUUAAAUCUGUGAUACCAGAAUCUGAAUGUGGUGAAAGAAUAUCUUUCCUCUGUUCAAGCGAUGCAACUUAUGUCUCAGCACUCUUAGCAUGCUGGUUAACUGGAAACGUUGCAGUUCCAUUGAAUGCUAACUAUCCCUCUGCUUUGCUUGAAUAUUUUGUAAAAGAUUCUCAGAGCAAAUUAGUUAUUGCAAACGAAAGGUUUCGUGAUCCGAUGCAAAAUAUAGCCUCUCAAGUAAAUGCUUCAUUUUUCAUAAUUGAUCGAGAUAUUCUUACAUCCCCAUCCAGAAAUAACUACAAUGAGAUCGGACGGUCUGAAUUCUGUUCUUGGAAUUCUGAUAUGGCAAAUAGAAAUGCACUCAUAAUUUAUACCAGUGGAACAACUGGGCAGCCCAAAGGUGUUGUGUUAACUCAUGGUAUCCUGCAUGCACAGGUUUCAGCUGUUGUACAGGCAUGGGAAAUUUCAUCAAAAGAUUCUAUUCUACAUACUUUACCUCUUCAUCACAUUCAUGGGAUAAUGAAUGGGCUACUAUGUCCUCUGAACGUGGGUGGAUGUCUUGUUAUGCGUCCGAAGUUUAUUGCUUCAGAAGUGUGGGAAUACUUUCUUAAUACAGAUAAGAUGAAACCAGAUGUUAAUUUAUACUUUGCAGUUCCUACUAUGUAUGCAAUGCUGAUAAGAGAGUUUGAUGAAAAGUCCAAAAAUAAUAGUAAUACAAGAAACAGACCUUUGAAUAAUAUACGGCUAAUGUCAUCUGGUUCAGCUGCUCUACCUGAGCCAGUUUUUUAUAAGUGGGAAACUAUUACUGGCCAUCGUUUAUUAGAGAGGUUUGGAAUGUCAGAAAUAGGAAUGGCUUUAUCCAAUCCCUUAAAUGGUCCACGAAUACCAGGUUGCGUUGGAAAUCCUUUGCCUAAAGUAGAAGUGAAAAUUCAGAAGGCUGAUGAUACGUCUCAUGAAACUAUUGAUAUUGUUUUUGGAAAUGAUUCAGAAGUAGUUGUCAAACCAGAGUAUAAAGGAGAAUCUGGAGAAUUAUUGAUAAGAGGUCCUAAUGUUUUUAAAGAAUAUUGGAAUAAAGAAAAAGCUACACAGGAGUCAUUUACUAAAGAUGGCUGGUUUAAAACAGGUGAUACAGCAACAUAUGAAUCUGGAUCCUUUAAAAUUCUCGGCCGAACCUCUGUAGACAUUAUUAAAAGUGGAGGGUAUAAAAUAAGUGCUUUACAAAUCGAAUCUUGUAUACUUUUACACCCUGAUGUAGCUGAAUGUACUGUGUUUGGUGUACCUGAUGAUGUGUGGGGUGAGAGAGUUGUUGCUGUUGUUUUACUUAAAAAAGGAAAACAGUUAUUAGAUACUGAUUUAAAAACUUGGUGCCAAAAUCAUUUGCCUAAAUAUUCAGUGCCUUCUGUAUUUAAGUUUGUAGAUACAAUUCCACGAAAUGUUAUGGGGAAAGUGAAUAAAAAGGAAUUGAGACUAAAAUUUUAAGUGUUGUAUAUUUAGUUUUUGCGUUACUUAAUGUUUUUUCUUGGAGAAAGAUGCUUCUACUUACUAAAUUUUCUAUGUGUUUAAUAUAUAGGGAACAAAUUUUCUAUUGUAUUGCUGAUAUUAGGUAUUUGUAUUAUAAACAUUUUAAUGGUUGAUUUUAUUAUGUAAUCAUGGACUAAAAUGUGAUAUGUCUUUAGGUUUAGUUUAGAGUUUAUUGCUCAUGUUAUUGGUGUAAUUAUAUGCCAUACUGGUGAUAUAUAUUUUAAAUGGAAUAUAAAUUUUGUAAUGAGUAGGAGGGGAAGAAAACAAUUGCACAUAAUAUCCCCACACAUCAUCUUUGUGGUUUUAAUUACAGUGUAAAAAUUUUUUAUUAAAGUCAUAUUUUGAGAUAAAUAUUCAUUUUUGUUUUAAUAGGAUGUUUUCAUAUUUUGUAUUAUCUUUAAGUUUAUGUGCAUAUCUGUGCUGUAGAGCAAAGCUUAUUUUGAUUUAGGAUGAUAAAUAAAAAGGUCCUACUUUCUGUUGCCCAGACCAUCGCUGAUAGUGAUAAUAGAAGAAUUUAAAAGAAUCAAAACUUAACUUUCAAUCUGUGGUGAUUUUUAAUAUCUAAAAACUUAGCAAAAGGUUAGCAAAUUUACAUAAAUUAAUUAUAUACAUAUGUUUAAUCUAAUUAAAAGUAUAAGCAAUCAUAUUUUUAAUUUUCUGGAACUUUUUGUAAGAUACUUAAAGAGUGAAAAGGAUAAAUAAAUCUUACUUAUGUAAUAAUUAAUUUUGAUAUUCAUAAAGACAAUAAUCUAAGUAAUAAAUAUGGUAAUGUCAUGUGCAAAUGCAUUCUUGUAGCUCUUGCUGGGCUCGGUGAAAAUCGUAUAAUGUCUAUGUUUGUCUGAUAAUUAAAUGAUUCAUUUAUUGCUAAAGUAAGAGUCAAAAUUGAUCAAGUUCUCUAAAAAAGAACUAGAGCCAUUAUAUAAAACCAUAAGAGUUUGGAAUAAUCAUUUAAGCAAAUUUACAUACAUGAGACUGAAGUGGUAAAACAUCAUAUAUAUAUAUAUAAGUAGCUUAGCUUGCAUUGUUGAGAUCAACAACUGAAAAAUUUCAGUAUUGUCAAUAUAAGCCAAAUGGUACUGAUUAAUGUUUCUUUUUAUUUAAGAAGAAAAAUGAAACUUUGAGUUUUCAUUUGGUUUUCUUUCUUUCUUUCUUUUUUUUUUUUUUUUUUU
Molecule: messenger RNA, 3221 nt
Organism: Stegodyphus dumicola
Lineage: Eukaryota; Metazoa; Arthropoda; Arachnida; Araneae; Eresidae
Product: malonate--CoA ligase ACSF3, mitochondrial-like
Biological process (GO): fatty acid metabolic process
Molecular function (GO): medium-chain fatty acid-CoA ligase activity
Source: RefSeq, a predicted model, not a curated record